AUGCGUUCCCUCUCAAGCAACUCGUUUCUGCUUUCGAUACUGCUGUUUCACAGCGGCAACCAUGUUUUAGGUGCACCUAGUCCUAAGUCCCGUGCGGAAUGCGCUCCAGCUGUGCGAACUUUUGACUAUGUCAUUGUGGGCGGUGGCACUGCUGGCUUGGUCCUUGCGAAUAGGCUCACUGAGAAUGCUGACAUCGACGUCGCUGUUAUUGAGGCCGGGACGAGUCCAGAGGAUGUGGCAGGAAACUUGACUGAGGUGCCAGGCUACGCUGGCGAGCUGUACGGAAAUGCCGCCCAGCUGGAUUGGGGAUUCUCGACCACGCCCCAGAAGUCUCUUUUGAACCGAACGCUCACGUACUUGCGGGGCAAAACGCUCGGCGGUAGUGGCGUCUUGAACUUCAUGAACUAUGGACAGACCUGCAAAGGUGCUCACCAGAAGUGGGCCGAUGUUGUCGACGACCAGUCUUACACCUACGAAAACAUGUUGCAAUACUACCAUAAGGCCAUGAAGUACUCCCCACCGAAGGCCGGUGCUCGCUCAGCCAAUGCCACCGCCUCGCUCCCCGCAGCGGACGCCGCGAUCAAUGGAACACUGCCUAUUACUUUCGGAGCGUACGUACAGUCUUGGAGCACCUGGGUCGCUUUGGGUCUCGAGGCCAUCGGCAUCCCCCAAGUCUCGGCCUUUGUGGAUGGCAGCAAUCUAGGGUGGGCCUGGAACCUCUAUACCAUCGAAUCGCCAAAGGCUACUCGAUCUACCUCGGAGACUGCCUACCUGCACCCUGUUCUUGGGCGUCCCAAUCUCGCUGUUUUUGACUAUACGUUCGCUCAGCGCAUCAUAUUCGAUGACCAAAAGACUGCCACAGGCGUCGAGGUAACCUCGACAACUACCAACUGCUCAUACACAAUCUCCGCGGACAAGGAGGUCAUUCUCUCGGCAGGCGUUUUCCAGUCACCCCAUCUACUGCAGGUCUCUGGCGUCGGUCCCAAGGCCGUUCUGGAGCGAUACAACAUUAGCGUGGUUGCCGAUCGGCCCGGCGUGGGCCAGAACAUGCAGGACCAGGCCACCACACUCGUCAUGUACCAAGUCGACCUCAUCACCAACACGCGACUGAGCCAAGAUCCCAACUACGCCGCCGCAGUUCUGGAGGAGUACAAGGCCAACCGCAUGGGGCCCUUGACCGCCCCGGGAGGCGACCUCUUCGGACUAGAGAAGAUACCAGAGGAAUUCAGGACCGGAUUCUCGCAAGACACCAAGGCCUACGAACUGCCCGCAGAUUGGCCCGAGAUCGCCUACGCCGUCUACCCGGGCGGCGCCACACAGCCAGAAGCAGGGGCCAACUACGCCAUGAUGCAGGCGUGGUCGAUGGUCCCUCGUUCUGUCGGCUCCGUUACGAUCCAGUCAGCGGACAUGGCCGUGGCGCCUGUCGUCGACCCCAACUUGUUCAGCUCUCAGACGGACGUCGAGGUCGCGAUUGCCGGCCUUAAGCGCAUACGCCAGGCACUCAACAGCUCCGCCAUGGCCCCUAUCCUGAUUGGUGAUGAGCUACUCCCCGGCCCGGAUGUCCAGAACGACGACGAGCUUGCCUCAUUUGUGGCUCAGUCGGGCAGCACCAUCUAUCAUGCCGCGGCGACUAACAAGAUGGGCAAGACCUCAGACCCUGAUGCAGUCGUCGACAACCGGGGACGAGUAAUCGGGGUCCAGAGAUUGAGAGUGAUUGAUGGUUCUGCGUUCCCUUUCCUGCCGCCAGGGCCCUCACCUUAUACACAAGUUUUCAUCUUGGCUGAGAAGCUCGCUAAUGAUAUCAAGAACACUAUCUACUAA
Colletotrichum orchidophilum is the source of this 1821-nucleotide messenger RNA. RefSeq names its product glucose-methanol-choline oxidoreductase. The transcript is spliced from 6 exons. The record is from RefSeq and is a predicted model, not a curated record. NCBI's taxonomy places the organism in Eukaryota, Fungi, Ascomycota, Sordariomycetes, Glomerellales, Glomerellaceae. Gene Ontology annotation, biological process: secondary metabolite biosynthetic process. Gene Ontology annotation, molecular function: flavin adenine dinucleotide binding; oxidoreductase activity, acting on CH-OH group of donors. The coding region runs from base 1 to 1821 and encodes 606 amino acids.